Messenger RNA from Saccharomyces eubayanus, 1215 nucleotides. RefSeq names its product pseudouridine synthase PUS6 (gene PUS6). The record is from RefSeq and is a predicted model, not a curated record. The transcript has a single exon. Gene Ontology annotation, biological process: pseudouridine synthesis. NCBI's taxonomy places the organism in Eukaryota, Fungi, Ascomycota, Saccharomycetes, Saccharomycetales, Saccharomycetaceae. The coding region runs from base 1 to 1215 and encodes 404 amino acids. Gene Ontology annotation, molecular function: RNA binding; pseudouridine synthase activity.
AUGACAACUUUAAAAAUGAUUGAAGUGUAUACGCAAAAUGGACUACGAAAAGUACGACCCUACUAUAACACGAGAUCAGCGUUUGUAAAGGGACGCUGGUUGGGGAGGCCUUUGAUAGACGUCCUUGCUAGUGAAUUUAAACUGCGUUCAAGGGAUUAUCAUCUUGGGCAGAUACAGAAAGGCACAUAUAGGCUGAUUCGAGAUGGCGAGCCGUUGGUAGCCAGUCAGCUUAUAUCCACAGUUAUUAAGAAUCAUGAUAUUUUAGAAACAACAACUCAUAAGCAUGAGCCGCCAGUAAAACAAUGGUGUAGCCAGGCAGCUGAAUCUGAUGAUUCGGCCAGGACGAUAGCGGGAUUCAAAACUGUUUUUGAAGAUGAGAACAUCUUGGUCAUCGAUAAGCCCAAUGGUAUACCUGUGCACCCCACUGGCCAGUUUUUCCAGAAUACAAUAACUGAAGUACUAAAAUCUCACGGUGUAGAUGCUUUUCCAUGCUACCGACUGGACAAGAUCACAUCAGGUUUGUUGAUACUGGCUAAGAAUAGCCUGAGCGCAGGAGAAAUUCAGAAGAAUAUUCGCGCAAGGAAUAUGGAUAAAUACUACUUGGCAAGAGUUAAAGGGAAAUUUGCCCAUUCCGACUCGGUACUGAACGGCGAAUUUGCAAUGAAUACUCUUUUUGACGACAUUGCUAAUACUACGAUAGAGACGUCGCCCAUAUAUUCCAUCGAUCCAAAGAGACAAUUCCCGGUCGGUUUAUCGGCGUCGAAGGAUGCUAUUACCAAAUUCUACCCGAUAAGGUACAUUCCCCACGCCGAUGAAAGUGUUGUAGCUUGCAAGCCAAUCACUGGAAGGACGCACCAAAUCCGGAUCCAUUUAGCCAGGCUUGGUCAUCCCAUAGUCAACGAUAAUGUAUAUUGUUCACAGAUUACCAAGUAUCCUGAAAGGCUAAAUUUUAUCAUUCAAGUUCUCAAAUGGGAGGAUCAGCCGGGACUGGAUACCGACAAAUUGAGAGUGAGUUUUCAAAAAAUUAUUGAAGAAACGAAAAGUAAUUGUCAGACUAUGAAAUCAUCGUGUUCAGAAUGCGAUGUCAUCGAAUUAAAAGACCCAUUGCUGUCAGACUUAGAAUUAUGGCUGCACGCUUGGAAGUAUGAGGACGCUGAAGGCAAGUUCAAGUUUGAAACAGAACUACCAAACUGGGCGCAAAUAAUCAAUAGUUAG